AUGAAAAUCGCAACGAUAAGACAGGUCACGUACGAAGAAACACUCGCUAAGACAAAGAGCCUGUCGGAGGAUUUUCCAUAUGCCCCGUUACGACAUGCCAGGGAAGAUUUGUUGACUGCGGAUAGCAACGCGGAAGUCGCAAUAGUUAUUUACGGAAACUUAAUGGCGAAAAUGGAAAUCGCGAUAGCGAAAGUACGAAAGACGGAUAUUGCGAAGAAGAAGCAGGCUGAGAUAUUUGAGAAAGUUUACAAAGAGUCGCAAGAAGCACUCGCGAAAAUGGCGAAGGAAUAG
Molecule: messenger RNA, 291 nt
Organism: Hymenoscyphus albidus
Lineage: Eukaryota; Fungi; Ascomycota; Leotiomycetes; Helotiales; Helotiaceae
Source: the annotation of a GenBank genome assembly